This is a messenger RNA of Entamoeba histolytica HM-1:IMSS, 930 nucleotides long. RefSeq lists its product as uncharacterized. The coding region runs from base 1 to 930 and encodes 309 amino acids. NCBI's taxonomy places the organism in Eukaryota, Evosea, Mastigamoebida, Endamoebidae. The record is from RefSeq and is a predicted model, not a curated record. The transcript has a single exon.
AUGCAGCAGUCUAAACAAUACCAACUCUGUGAGACUAUCGUCCAAUAUGUAGUAGGUCUUUUAUUUUCUUCAACUCACUUACUUGUUAUUAUCACUAUCCAAAACUCACAAAAAGCAUUAACCAGUAAGGAAAUAGCCCAACGCCUAUGCUUACCUCGCCGAGUUGUUCGUCCACUCAUUUCAGACUUGGUUAGGGAUAGUAUCAUCAAACAAAAAGUAGAAGGUGUUUGUUAUUACUUUAUAGACUAUUUCAAAACCAUAAGGGAUAUAGUUGGGUCUUAUCUCAUCCUUACUAACUUACCUGAAAAUGAAUCAUCAACCUCACUCUUAAAAUGUUCGAAUAUUUUUUGUGGAUGGAGUUGUACAUACGAAAGAGGAAUAGACAAUUUUUACAACGGAGUGUUUUUCUGCGAAGAAUGUGAGCAACCUAUGCAUAUAGUUGACAACGAACAAGAAGAAAGAAGAAAGAUAUUAAAAAUAAGAAACCAGUUAAAACCUUUAAAAAAAUUAUUAAUAGAAUUGAAAAAAACUUAUUUUAGUAUUGAAGAUUAUCCAAUAUUUCUUAUUGAAAAACAACAAACAAUCCAAGAAGACAACAAAAAAAGUAUCAAAGAAAAACAUUCAAAAAUUAUUGUUAAUGAACCAAUGCCAUGGGAACAAGAAGACAAUACUCAAGAAACAAAAAAAGAAAGUCAUAUAAGUAUUGAAAAAAAUAAAGAGGAAGAGUUUAAUAUUUAUGAAAACAUUCAAUGGGAACAACCUAUUUUUUUAAAGGAAACAAAACUAUUUUUUGAGAAAACUUUUAUAAAAGAUUCUCCAUUAACAAGAGAGAAAGUACCUCGUACACCACGUUUAAUAUGCAACAAUAGAAAAAAGGUAAGAAAAAGUAGGUCAUUAAUGUCAGUAGAUAGAAAGAAAGUUUUAAUGUAA